This is a messenger RNA of Coturnix japonica (Japanese quail), 1126 nucleotides long. NCBI's taxonomy places the organism in Eukaryota, Metazoa, Chordata, Aves, Galliformes, Phasianidae. The record is from RefSeq and is a predicted model, not a curated record.
CAAAUAUUUGCUGUGACGUUUCCCCCACCCGUCAGCAGAGACGCACGGUAAAAUCCUACGCACCGCGGAGCAGCAGCAGCACCGGGUUGUGGGCUUACGAGAACGGCGGCUGCGAUGUUUCAGACCCGUUCCACGAGGGAUUCGGGUUGACCGAGCUCCGAAGGAAGGCUCGGCAACAAUCCCAAUUCAUCCCUUAACGUUUAUCUCCGCGUUUUCCCCACGGAAGCGCCCCCACAGCCCUGACUACACAGACGGAGUAAGUGACAAACGGCGUCACACGCAGGGCCGCCCGCUGCCCGCCGUCCCUCCGGACACGCCGGUACAAAGGCAGCAGGCGGAUGAAGGCGCGUAUUGUCCGGAACCAACGGCGAGGACGGACAUUGGAGCCGGGGCCGCCGCCUGGGGUCUCCCGUACGGCCCCACCUGGCAGCCCCCGAGAAGGAGCUCGGCACGGCUCGGUACAGCACAGCACGGCUCGGCUCGGCCCGGCCCGCUCUCCAGGCCCGACCACCGUCCCCGGGGCAGCCCCGCAGCCCAGCCCGCCGCGGCAGCACACACCCCGCCCGCCUCCCACCGUAGCCGUGCUCUCCCACCCGCUUCGCCGCGGUAACGCUUGUCGGCGCUGCCCUACCCAGAAGCUCUCCACGAAGUACGCCAUCAUCAUCCCGCCGUCGCCGCCCCGGCCCCAGCUCGCCCGGCCCGGCCCCAACCGCCGAGACGCGACGGAGGAAGCAGCCGCCGCCGCCACGCGCCGCCCUUCCCGUCACGGCGCACCGCCUCCCUCCACACGGCGGCUCCGCCCAACGCGCGGCCGGAUGGGCCGUCAGAGCCCGGGACGGGUACGGUUUACAGUGGUUGCUACAGAAGGAUGCUGGCUUGGUUAGCUGCUGUCCCGGUACAAUUGUUUCUUUGUUCCUAUAGCCUAAUGGGAGUGGACAGAAAGGAAUGCUAUUCUGAUAGCUGUGACUAUAUGUGAGUGUUUCAGAAUAAAACAAAUAUCCCCACUGCGUGCCAGCACAAGCUCUCAUGGAAGAUUCAAGUAAUUUCCUGGAUUAAUAUUAUAAAUGCAGGGAUAGGGAGGUGAUUGUCCCUCUCUACUCGGCUCUUGUGAGGCCCCAUCUGGAGU